Molecule: messenger RNA, 697 nt
Organism: Kickxella alabastrina
Lineage: Eukaryota; Fungi; Kickxellomycota; Kickxellomycetes; Kickxellales; Kickxellaceae
Exons: 1
Coding region: 210-566 (118 amino acids)
Source: RefSeq, a predicted model, not a curated record
UCAAAUACAAACAUGCAAAACAAUUUUCCAGAUACCCCUUUUUUACUUUAUACGUCCUUUACCUCCAUUAUUUCAUUCUUAUUAUUUUACUUAUUCUUGUAACAUCUAUUGUCUAUUGAGCACCGCACUAACAAAUCUAUGUACGCAUCUUUCCAACAUCAUAUCUAACGACUGUAACAAUAACAACAAAGCGUACAAAUUAAUUGACAAUGUGGAGCGAUACCAAGCCACCGGCUAAAUCGGCACAUACAUGGUUGCUGCUAUCAGCGCUGUCGCUGCUACUUUUGCUGCUGGCCAGUCCGGCCAGAUGCACGCCAAAGGAGCUGGUGAUCAGCUAUCAUGUCUGUGCAGAUGGUCAGGGCUGCCAUGUAAUUGACCAAGUGGCAUACCACGAUUCGCACAUACUAUUACUGACAUCGACAGACUACAAAAAGAGGCUGCAGGUAACGAAAAUAAGUAUAUUUGUUAGUUUUAUAUGGUCGUCAGGUUAUUGCAAGCAAGCCAUUGGGCUAAGACACAUUUGUGUAUUAAUUGCACUUUUACAAAGUAUAGGGUCGGAUAGUUAAUAUAGGCACUGGUAGUCCAAGUGAAAUUUUGGCAGAACGGGCUAUUCGGGGAAAGAGCAACCAACACUCAGUUGGGCUGGUCCGCUGCAGCAAGAGCUCGCUGACAGACAUAUUGCGCGAGGCAGCACGCU